Molecule: messenger RNA, 867 nt
Organism: Diaporthe citri
Lineage: Eukaryota; Fungi; Ascomycota; Sordariomycetes; Diaporthales; Diaporthaceae
Exons: 4
Coding region: 1-867 (288 amino acids)
Cellular component (GO): cytoplasm
Molecular function (GO): oxidoreductase activity, acting on the CH-OH group of donors, NAD or NADP as acceptor
Source: RefSeq, a predicted model, not a curated record
AUGAGGAUCUACAGCAUUGGCCAAGACCUGGCAGAGCGCCUACACCCCCAAGGAUACAAUGUCGUCGUCUCAGGCAGACGCUCAAAGGAAGGCGAGGCCAUCGCCUCCCAGCUAGACCCCACCGGGGAGACGGCCAUAUUCGUCCAGUGCGACGUCACCUCGUACAAGUCCCAGGCCAAUCUCCUCAAGACAGCCUGGAACAAAUGGAACCGCCUGGACGCCUUCAUCGCUAACGCAGGCAUCAUCGACCGCGGCUCCCGCUACAACCUGAGCCGCAAGGGCGCCGCGAUCGACGACAUCCCGCCCGAGCCGGACCUCAGCUGCACGGACAUCGACGUCAAGGGCGUCAUCUACGGCACGGAGCUCGCCGUGCACUACAUGCGGCACAACCCCGAGCAGGCCAAGGGGGGAAAGAUCAUCGUGACCGGCAGCGCGGCGGCCAUCUAUCCGAUAAUCAACCUGCCCGAGUACAGCGCCGCGAAGGCGGCGGCGUUGCAGUUCGCGCGGGUGAUGGCCCCGAUGCUGGCGCUGGAGGGCAUUACUAUCAACAACGUGCUUCCCAACGGCUACGACACGGAUAUUUUGCCGGGCUUCCAGGAGGCGUUUCUGGACGAGCAUCUGACCAAGAAAGAGUGCCUCAUGACGGCAUUCGAGGUGUUCCUGGACGAUGAUGCUGGUGAGAAGACCGGGCAGGCGAUCGAGACGGCGUACGAGUCUCACUAUUACCACGAAGUGCCGCCAGGCAUGAGUGGGGCGGUGAAUGAGAGGGUUGUCAAGGUAUUUGAGCCAUGGUUUGAGAUGAUGCACGGUCAGGCGAGUGGGUUGCCGGAUACAAUUAAGGGGCCGCUCAGGACACUGUCCAAGUAA